AUGAUGCGAUGGGAGGUAUCGGGAUGCCGAGCCGCUUUAGGCUCUUGGGCAAAUACACCUGGAGCAGGUAUGGGUCAAAGUGCGGUGUGUCGGAAACCAAUUACGGUGCGCGAACGCAAUAACGUGCAGGAAAUGAACCAUGACAGACUGACCAUGACAAAAGACCAUGCUGGUUUUGCUCAAAUCAAUCACUUUGGCUCCGACCUCGCGCUUGACUCUGUGAAAAUUGGACAAAUGCUGAUUGGAGUCAUUUGA
Strongylus vulgaris is the source of this 255-nucleotide messenger RNA. The record is from the annotation of a GenBank genome assembly. Lineage: Eukaryota; Metazoa; Nematoda; Chromadorea; Rhabditida; Strongylidae.